This is a messenger RNA of Clonostachys rhizophaga, 450 nucleotides long. The record is from the annotation of a GenBank genome assembly. Lineage: Eukaryota; Fungi; Ascomycota; Sordariomycetes; Hypocreales; Bionectriaceae.
AUGCUCGUUCCCAGCCCAGUGUCGGGCCCGGGUGGUGGGCAGGCUCUUAUCAUCCAAACAUACACAUUCGGCGAGGUACAUCUAAGACGCAAUGCGCAUCAAGUCGAAGCUCUAGCCUGUCUGAUAGCUCGGCUGCCUCUCAAUAUCGACAUCCAGCCCGUCGCCAAUGGCACGCUCGCGCUGGCUCAGCUCCAACCUGCGGCCUUGGCCCAGCUCCGACCCGACCCACCCUCCAUCACCGAGGAAUCUCCCAAUUCAACAAGGCGUGAUCCGAUCGACGCGCAGUUCAUUGGUCUAUCUUUCUCUCUUCCUGUGCUUUCAGCUUGCCAGUUCCCCAGCGCCAGUCCCAAACUGAACACGCCCCGGCUUUCCGAUGCCACAUCUUCAUCCCACCCCAGCUCCUUCAGCGUCCGCGUUGGCGCUGGCGCUGGCUUUGGCUCGUCUGUUUAA